This is a messenger RNA of Tachyglossus aculeatus (Australian echidna), 2972 nucleotides long. RefSeq names its product transient receptor potential cation channel subfamily C member 4 (gene TRPC4). The transcript is spliced from 10 exons. Gene Ontology annotation, biological process: regulation of cytosolic calcium ion concentration; manganese ion transport; calcium ion transmembrane transport. Lineage: Eukaryota; Metazoa; Chordata; Mammalia; Monotremata; Tachyglossidae. Gene Ontology annotation, cellular component: membrane; cation channel complex. Bases 18 to 2954 code for a protein of 978 amino acids. Gene Ontology annotation, molecular function: protein binding; store-operated calcium channel activity; inositol 1,4,5 trisphosphate binding. The record is from RefSeq and is a predicted model, not a curated record.
AUAACAUGGAAUGAAACAUGGCCCAGUUCUACUACAAAAGAAACGUGAACGCACCCUAUCGAGACCGCAUCCCCCUUCGCAUAGUCCGAGCCGAGUCCGAGCUCUCGCCCUCGGAAAAGGCCUACCUGAAUGCCGUGGAGAAAGGCGAUUACGCCAGCGUGAAGAAAUCCCUGGAGGAAGCCGAGAUCUAUUUCAAGAUCAAUAUCAAUUGCAUCGACCCCUUGGGACGCACGGCUCUCCUCAUAGCCAUUGAAAACGAGAACCUCGAACUCAUCGAACUGCUCUUAAGCUUCAACGUGUAUGUCGGAGAUGCCCUGUUACAUGCCAUCAGGAAGGAAGUAGUAGGUGCUGUGGAACUGCUCUUAAAUCACAAGAAGCCCAGUGGAGAGAAGCAGGUUCCUCCAAUCCUCCUGGAUAAGCAGUUCUCGGAAUUUACCCCCGACAUCACCCCCAUCAUCUUGGCGGCCCACACCAACAACUACGAGAUCAUAAAGCUGCUCGUGCAGAAGGGCGUGUCGGUCCCCCGGCCCCACGAGGUCCGCUGCAACUGCGUGGAGUGCGUGUCCAGCUCGGACGUGGACAGCCUGCGCCACUCGCGCUCCCGGCUCAACAUCUACAAGGCCCUGGCCAGCCCGUCGCUCAUCGCCUUGUCCAGCGAGGACCCCUUCCUCACCGCCUUUCAGCUGAGCUGGGAGCUGCAGGAGCUGAGCAAGGUGGAGAACGAGUUCAAGUCGGAGUACGAAGAGCUGUCCCGGCAGUGCAAGCAGUUCGCCAAGGAUCUGCUGGACCAGACCCGCAGCUCCAGGGAGCUGGAGAUCAUCCUGAACUACCGGGACGACAGCAGCCUGAUCGAAGACCAGAGCGGAAACGAUCUCGCCCGGCUGAAGCUGGCCAUUAAGUAUCGGCAGAAAGAGUUUGUGGCCCAGCCGAACUGCCAGCAGCUGCUCGCCUCUCGCUGGUAUGACGAGUUUCCGGGCUGGAGGAGACGGCACUGGGCGGUGAAGAUGUUGACGUGUGUGGUCAUAGGACUUCUUUUCCCCGUCUUCUCCGUCUGCUACCUAAUAGCCCCCAAAAGCCCCCUGGGACUCUUCAUCAAGAAGCCAUUCAUCAAGUUUAUCUGCCACACCGCGUCCUACUUGACUUUUUUGUUUCUCCUCUUGCUGGCCUCCCAGCACAUCGACAGGUCAGACUUGAACAUGCAGGGACCGCCGCCCACCAUCGUCGAGUGGAUGAUAUUACCGUGGGUCCUGGGUUUUAUAUGGGGUGAAAUUAAACAGAUGUGGGAUGGCGGACUGCAGGAUUACAUCCACGACUGGUGGAACCUGAUGGAUUUUGUAAUGAACUCCUUAUACUUGGCAACAAUCUCUUUGAAAAUUGUUGCACUUUUAAAGUAUAGUCAGAGGCUCAAACGGGAUGAGUGGGACAUGUGGCACCCCACCCUGGUAGCUGAGGCUUUAUUUGCUAUUGCAAACAUCUUCAGUUCCCUGCGCCUGAUCUCAUUGUUCACUGCAAAUUCUCACCUGGGACCUCUGCAGAUCUCUCUAGGACGAAUGUUACUGGACAUUUUGAAGUUUCUAUUCAUAUACUGUCUCGUGUUGCUAGCUUUUGCCAAUGGCCUCAACCAGUUGUACUUCUAUUAUGAAACAGGUGGCCUAAAUAACUGCAAAGGAAUUCGGUGCGAAAAGCAGAAUAAUGCCUUUUCCACGUUAUUCGAAACACUGCAGUCCCUCUUUUGGUCUAUAUUUGGGCUCAUCAACCUGUAUGUGACCAAUGUCAAAGCCCAGCACGAAUUCACCGAGUUCGUCGGCGCUACCAUGUUUGGGACGUAUAACGUCAUCUCGCUGGUUGUUCUGCUCAACAUGCUCAUUGCCAUGAUGAAUAACUCCUACCAGCUGAUUGCGGAUCACGCAGACAUCGAAUGGAAGUUUGCCCGAACCAAGCUGUGGAUGAGUUACUUUGAGGAAGGAGGGACCCUGCCCACUCCCUUCAACGUCAUCCCGAGCCCCAAGUCGCUGUGGUACUUUCUCAGGUGGACGUGGAGGCAUCUGUGCAAGAAAAACAUUAGGCGGAAACCCGAAAGCUUUGGAACCAUAGGGAGGCGAGCGGCUGACAAUUUGAGGAGACAUCACCAAUACCAGGAAGUUAUGAGGAACCUUGUGAAGAGAUAUGUUGCCGCAAUGAUUCGAGAUGCCAAAACUGAAGAAGGCCUGACAGAAGAAAACUUUAAGGAGUUAAAACAAGACAUUUCUAGCUUUCGUUUUGAAGUCCUCGGAUUAUUAAAAGGCAACAAACUGGCCACUCUCCAACCCUCCAAGGUCGUUAAGGAACCUCUGAGUCCCCUGGCUCCUGAAGACAGAAGUGACGGCGGUGGUGGCAGUAAGGCAGCCAAUAAAAAGAAUUUCAGCCUUUUUGACAUAACUAGCCUGAUUCACCCACGGUCAGCUGCCAUCGCCUCGGAGAGACACCCCAUAAGCAACGGAUCCGCGCUGCUGGGUCCCGAGACCGCAAAGGAGAAACAAAAGAAAGUGAACUUUGUAACGGACAUCAAGCACUUUGGGUUGUUUCACAGACGCUCUAAACUCAACUCUGGAGAGGUACAGGCGAACAAAAUCUACUCCGUUUCAGAAGAAGUCUCCCGCCAACAGGCCAACCAACAACGUGAGAAAAACACUCAACUGGAAGCGGAAGGCUUGGCCGUGAAAUGUGAAUUACGCCUCGCCGGACUCGGGGAGCAGAGCGUGCCCACGGACGCUAAGCGAGAUAACCCAGAGACCGUGGAUUUACAGGUGGGCGAGGCUCCUUGUACAUUGGAGCCGGAGGCGCUGAUGGUUAAAUCCUCAGAGCCGGACACAGUUAAGGAGAAUCUGGACCAGGAAGGAGACAGUAACAAAGAGGCUGACCUGAAGAUCUCGGAGACGGUCGUUCACGAAGAUUAUGUGACAACCAGAUUGUGAUACUUGAAGACAGGAUAU